AUGUCUGGAUCCGCAGAACACCUCCGCGAUGAGGGAACCCGAACCCAGGUCAUCAUAGCAGGCGCCGUGUCCGGCCUGAUCUCACGCUUCUGCAUCGCACCCCUCGACGUCGUCAAGAUCCGCCUCCAGCUGCACUACCACUCCCUCGCCGAUCCACUCUCACAACCCAUCUCCCGGCGAACGCCAACGGGAAUCUACGUCGUCGCUCGGAACAUUCUGCGACAUGAAGGGAUCACGGGAUUUUGGAAGGGGAACAUUCCCGCUGAAGGACUGUAUUUGAGCUAUGGAGCGGUGCAGUUCCUCGCGUAUCGCAGCACGUCGCAGGCAUUGGAUAAACUAGCCGAGAAGAGCGAUGUUCACAUCCCGGGUGCAGCGAAGAGUUUUGUGGCAGGUGCGAUUGCGGGAACGGCGGCCACGACGGCAACGUAUCCGCUCGAUUUGUUACGGACGAGGUUCGCGGCGCAGGGAACGGAGAGGGUCUAUGAUGGGUUGCUGGGGAGUAUUCGCGACAUAACACGCACGGAAGGAGCAGCUGGGUUCUUCCGAGGUUUGAGUGCGGGCAUUGGACAGAUCGUGCCGUAUAUGGGAAUGUUCUUCGCGAUGUACGAGGGAUUGAAACCUCAGCUCGCGACUGUGAACCUGCCUUUCGGGUCUGGAGAUGCGUUGGCGGGAAUCUCGGCGAGCGUCCUCAGCAAGAGCAUUGUGUUUCCGUUAGAUACUGUGAGGAAGAGGCUGCAGGUUCAAGGACCGAGUCGGAGUCGGUAUGUAGGUGGUGAGAGGAUACCGGUGUAUGAGCGAGGCGUGGUGAACACAUUGAAGACGAUCUUGAGGAGGGAGGGAGCGGUUGGUUUGUAUAGAGGAUUGACGGUGAGCUUGAUCAAGGCUGCGCCAUCGAGUGCGGUCACAAUGUGGGCGUAUGAGCGGGCGAUCAAGGUCUUGAGGAGUUGGGAGGAACACGGGUGA
Messenger RNA from Zymoseptoria tritici IPO323, 963 nucleotides. RefSeq lists its product as uncharacterized. NCBI's taxonomy places the organism in Eukaryota, Fungi, Ascomycota, Dothideomycetes, Mycosphaerellales, Mycosphaerellaceae. The transcript has 2 exons. The coding region runs from base 1 to 963 and encodes 320 amino acids. Gene Ontology annotation, molecular function: thiamine transmembrane transporter activity. Gene Ontology annotation, biological process: thiamine pyrophosphate transmembrane transport. Gene Ontology annotation, cellular component: mitochondrial inner membrane. The record is from RefSeq and is a predicted model, not a curated record.